AUGGUCGGUAGGACUAAGAGAUUCUUUACUCUAAAUAACGGUAACAGCAUACCUGCAAUAACGACAGUGGGGGUCGGUAACAAAUGGACGAAAAUAUAUGGCAUAAGGGAUGGAGCCAAGAAUUUGAUGGAGUAUCUAAAGGAGAUAUUGGCCCUGCCAGGGUUUUUGCACAUUAUGACAGCGGAAUUCUAUCCAAAUAAUGGGCUGUUGAGCGCUGCGUUGAAGGCUUCACAGAAACCGAGGCAUGAAAUCUGGAUCACCGACAAAUACUGUUCCCAGUGCAAACUCUCUUCUAGCCCGAUAGAAGCGCUGGAACGAUCAUUGGAUCGACUGGGGUUUGACUAUGUCGACCUGUAUUUGAUACAUAACCCAUGUUUAGACUCAUCACCGAAUGGGAUAUCUUUAGAGAAGGCAUGGAAACAAAUGGAACUGCUAUACAAGACAGGAAAAGUAAAAAAUAUCGGUGUUUCUAACUUUCGUAUUGAGGAUCUCGAAAGGCUAAAAGAUGCUGAAAUCAAACCGCAAGUGAAUGAGAUUGAAUUCCACGCUUUUCUCCAGAAUCAAACUCCAAAUAUUUAUGAAUACGCAAAGACCCAUGAUCUACUUCUAUGUGGGUAUUCCCCACUGUUCCCACUAGAAACCAAAACAGAAGAUUUUAUGGACUUCCCGUUCUAUCGGUACAUCAUAGGAUUGGCUGAAAAGUACAACAAAACAGAAGCCCAGAUUCUCCUUCAUUGGAUGAAUUGCCUUGGAGUGCUUCCUGUUAUAACCAAUACCAAAGUUAAGUGGUAUAAAGAAGCCUCCGAUAUCAUCAGUUUUGAGUUGACCUCAGAGGAACUCGAUAUGAUAACAGAACUGGGCAAAAAGCAUAAGCCUCACAGGAAGCACUUUGUGAAGGAGUACAUGAAAUAUAAUUCAGAAGCCCACAUCGCAUGA
This is a messenger RNA of Eremothecium cymbalariae DBVPG#7215, 936 nucleotides long. RefSeq names its product aldo-keto reductase superfamily protein. Gene Ontology annotation, cellular component: cytosol. Bases 1 to 936 code for a protein of 311 amino acids. NCBI's taxonomy places the organism in Eukaryota, Fungi, Ascomycota, Saccharomycetes, Saccharomycetales, Saccharomycetaceae. The record is from RefSeq and is a predicted model, not a curated record. Gene Ontology annotation, molecular function: aldose reductase (NADPH) activity. The transcript has a single exon.